GCUUGGAGUCUGCGAAUUCCACUUGCGGAAUCGCACAUUCCUGUUUGGUUUUGCGGGACCCUGCCGUCUCCGCGCAGGAUUUACACCGCUUUGUUUCGGAUUGUGGCUACUUUAUUGUUAGUGGAAAUCUCGCUCCGAAUCACGGGCUCGCUGGUUUGUGUCUGUCUUCACUUUCUUGUAUCGUCUAGUAAUAAUUCAGCAUCGCCGACGGAGGUGGAACUUAAGGACUACCUGAACUCGCAACAUGUUGAGUUUUUGGCGGCGGACCCUCGGGCGCCAGUCGAUUCGCAAACACGCUGAAAAGGAGCGUCUGCGGGAGGCACAGAGAGCCUCCACUCACAUCCCCGCAGCAGGUGAAGCCAAGUCCAUCAUCACCUGCCGAGUGUCCCUGCUGGACGGGACGGACGUCAGCGUGGACCUGCCGAAAAAAGCCAAAGGAGAGGAGCUGUUUGAGCAGAUCAUGUACCACCUGGAUUUAAUAGAGAAAGACUAUUUUGGGCUCCGCUUUAUGGAUUCUGCUCAAGUUCCACACUGGCUGGACAAUACGAAGAGCAUCAAGAAGCAAGUGAAGAUCGGACCGCCGUACUGCCUCCACCUCCGUGUGAAGUUCUAUUCAUCGGAGCCCAAUAACCUACAUGAGGAGCUCACCAGGUACCUAUUUGUGCUGCAGCUAAAGCAAGAUAUUCUCAGUGGAAAGUUGGAAUGUCCCUUCGACACAGCAGUACAGUUGGCAGCCUUUUCCUUGCAGGCCGAGCUUGGUGACUGUGAUCCUGCGGAGCAGGGCCCUGAGCUGGUGUCAGAAUUCCGCUUCAUUCCCGAGCAGACAGAGGACAUGGAGCUGUCAAUCUAUGAGAAGUGGAAGGAGUGCAGAGGUCAGAUGCCAGCCCAGGCUGAAAUUAACUACCUAAACAAAGCAAAAUGGCUGGAGAUGUAUGGAGUGGACAUGCACACUGUGAAGGCCAGAGAUGGGAACGAGUACAGGUUGGGGCUGACCCCCACUGGAGUGCUGGUGUUUGAGGGAGAGACCAAGAUAGGCCUGUUCUUUUGGCCCAAGAUAACCCGGCUGGAUUUCAGGAAGCACAAGCUCACGCUCGUGGUGGUUGAGGAUGAUGAGCAGGUAAUGCAGGAAGCUGAGCAGGGGAAAGAGCAGGAGCACACGUUCGUGUUCCGCAUGGAUCAUCCCAAGGCUUGCAAGCACCUGUGGAAGUGUGCCGUGGAGCACCAUGCCUUCUUCCGGCUGAGGGGUCCAGUCCAGAAAGGCAUGACCCGGUCCAGCUUCAUUCGCAUGGGGUCCCGCUUCAGAUACAGUGGCAAAACGGAGUACCAGACAACGAAGGACAACAAAGCGCGGCGAUCAGCUUCAUUCGAGCGCAGGCCCAGCAGACGCUACUCCAGGAGGGAGAUGCAGCUCAGAGGUACACAGCCCUCGAACCGGGAGCACGCCAGCACUGUGAAUAACGAGCAGGUCAGAGCACAUCAUGGGAGCAGAAAUCAAGAUGCAAAAGCACAGAACCAUGUCUUUAACCAGAACAAUGGUGCAAAGGUGCUGAACAAGCGCCCCACCCUGCCCGUCGUCACUGCAGUGCCUGCCACGCCCAUCCCACUGGAGAUUGAGACCCUCCCCCGGAGCCCUGGAACCAGCCAAUCAGAGAAGAUGAGCUUGCCCCUGAUUGCUGAUUUGCUAGACAGUCCGGACCUGUUGGAGACUCGCAUUGACGAGGUCAUUCAGGUGCCCGUUACCGUGACAACGGCAGACAUGCCUGAAGAGGUGGGCCCCAGAAUGGCUGCUUCGGGGUCCAGUGAAAACACAGAAGAGAAUGUGGCUUCGACUGCGUAUGAAGAUUCUGCAGUGCGAAGGAAGCUGUUGGAGAUCGAGAGCAUUGCUGUGUCUGCUCCUCCCAGAUCCAAUAUCAAUGUCAAUAUGAACAAUCGGGAGGAGGUGGUGAAGCUGACAGAGAAGUCCCUGAACAAUGUGACCAGCAGCCCCGCCGUGGCUCUGAAUCGCCCCCCGGAGGAGCUGAAGAGCAACAUCCUGAAAGCACAGGCCGAGGCAGCCUUGAAGGUAACGAGAGAGGACACUGUGGUGACGGGGGACAAAAACUGCAACCUUCAGGAAGCAGUGUCCAGGAGUAUGGUUCUGUUCGGAAGGACAGGGAGCAGCUCUGUCUCCCCACCACCAGUACCAGUGAGACCGGAGCAGAAGGACUCCAGGGACCUUUUCAGGACCACGGCCGUGCCCAGUGAUGAAGUCCAGCCUGUGAUCCUGUCCGAAGAUCACCUUUCUCCUGCCACAGCUUUCUCUGCAGAACCAGACAAGGAUGCAAAGAGUGAAACAGAGGAACUGGACAGGCUGAUGUUGUCUCUGACUGAGAAUCUGAUCGAUUUUACUGAUGCCACGCCAGUGACCAAGCCAGUAAUGACUCCCAGGUGGAUUGUGCCAGCAAGUACAAGUGGAGUGUUUACCAAUGGUCUUGUAGAAAGUGAUGCCAUUCCCCCUGCUGCUGCCGCUGCCACCACAGAAAGAGUGCAGCUGAAUCCGGAGUCUCUCGGCCUGCCUGCGCCAUCAUCAGCGCGUCAGAGGCCUGCAGGGAUUGCUACAAGCAUCGUGAAUGAGGACGUGACGAAGCCCAAGCGCAUGCUGACCACGGAACUCUGAGGAGGACACCCCCUUUCUCUCUUGGAUGAUUCCUCCACAUGCUGUCUCUCUCCUGUGAACAAAACUCAAACCAAGCUGGAGUACACCACCACAACUGGAAUAUUAUAUUCUAAGGAUUUUUUUUUUUUUUUUUUUUUUUUUUUUAAAGAUUUUAUCUACUUGAGGAAAUGUUGAGCUACCAAUACCAGCAGUGGAGGGACAAAUGAUCCCUAUUUUGUAAGCUACUUGACCCAGACAGGGCUCCGGCGAUUGUGGGAGAGGGGCAGGGGUACACUUUGUCUUCAGGCCUGCCUGAAAGCUUUGAUCUUAACCCUCAUUCACAUUCCUUGACGUGUCUCAGUGAUCUUAACCCUCAUUCACAUUCCUCGACGUGUCUCAGAGCUGCAGUUUCAAGUAGAUUCUAGAAGGUUAUUUUAUUUAUUUAUUGUUGUUACAUUUAAUUUUUUAGGUGUGCUGUAUAGUUCUCUAGUCUAUAUUGGUAAUGGCAGUAGAUUUGAUCCCAGCCAUGUAAUGAUGUUUGCAUGUACUGCGGUUCUUCCCCUGUAAGAAACAAUGACCUCUUUCAGUUACACAGCAGCAAGAGAGACCAGGGACACCAUGAUGAGACGGGUGUGAGUGUUCCAGAACUCCUAUUGAGUGCUCACGGGUAGUUUAUACAGGUGCUGGUAUGUGAGGCGUCUAUCAGAAAUGAGGGGUGUUAUGAAGCUACUGUAAGAACUUGAUGUGUCUGAAUGAGGUAUUGUCUGGCACCUAAAGACAUAUUAACUGUUUGGGGGAUUGUUGCUAAUUUCACUGAAUUUAAGGUGUAGUUUAGUGAACUCUGAUCAGAUUGCCUCUGAUUUAGAAAUGUUUACCGAGCUUCAGUCAUUCCAAAUGUCUCGGUUUUAGUAAUCUGGGAUACAGGUGCAGUGUGUGUUUUAAAAACAGUAACCUUCAGGUAAGAACCCAGUGAUUUGGACAGAAGGCUUGCUCUUGGCAGUUAUUGAAUAGUUGUGUUUUUUUUUUUUUGUGUGUGUGUUAGUUUUACAUGUGAUUCUAGUGAACACCUUUUAACAGCAGCAGUGCCAUUGUGCUUCAAUGUGCUGAUGUGAAUGUACAUUUCCAUACUGCUGUAACAUGGUGAUUUAUUAUGUGCACACUGUAUGAGGUGACGAAACGACGUGGACCUUACACCAUUUAUGGGGCAGUCAUUAUAAAUACUUGACCUUGUGUUCUUCUAAAUGAUGCUUCUCAAACCGAGAAGUGAGUCUCUCUCUCAAGAACCUUUCAUGCUGAGCAUUCUCUCUUGUAUUGUUGAUUUAUUGGUGAAUACACAGUUAGUGUAGUUAUACCUCUUGAGGUACACAAGGAAUCGAGCGCUUGUUUAAAUGCUUUCUGUAUAAGAUGAAUUUAAGUGACUCGUAUCAAGAGGAAUUGACCGUUUGGAUGACCAGAUCCAAGCUGUCGGCACAUUUUAAACCCUGUUUCGUGCAUCUCAUUGCAAAAUAAAGUCAGCAUCAUUUUUAUUUGUGGGACGCAUAGCCCUUGUACCUUUUAAAGGGUUAAGGUCUGCCUAAUAAGUAUCGCAGGGUGUAAAAGUAUAGAAAUGUUUUUGAUUUAGUCUUAUAUAAAUGUAUAAAUCUACUGUAUCCACUGAAGUGCAUAUCGUACCAAACAGCUGCACUGUGCACGCAGGCUUAUAGCGCUGGCUUCCUAUGCAAGUGCAAUUCGCUGUAGUUCUUGAGCUGUGAUUUUUAUUAUUUUUAUAGAAGUACUCUUUUCCCUUUGUAUAUUUCACAGUGUAGCGUAGAUGUAAAAACCUGUUUUGGAAGGCACGGCACUGAUUUCUAUAUUUCAUAUGUACAUUGGUAAAGAUUUUUGUAGUGCACUAGGAAGCUAUUUUGUAUAAUGUAGCCAUUCUCUUGAAAUAAUUAAAAUAAAAUGUACUGAACUUG
Messenger RNA from Polyodon spathula (Mississippi paddlefish), 4590 nucleotides. Its product is annotated as band 4.1-like protein 5. Bases 245 to 2656 code for a protein of 803 amino acids. NCBI's taxonomy places the organism in Eukaryota, Metazoa, Chordata, Actinopteri, Acipenseriformes, Polyodontidae. The transcript has 26 exons. Gene Ontology annotation, molecular function: cytoskeletal protein binding. The record is from RefSeq and is a predicted model, not a curated record. Gene Ontology annotation, cellular component: cytoskeleton.